This is a messenger RNA of Zophobas morio, 3863 nucleotides long. RefSeq names its product protein diaphanous (gene dia). The transcript has 16 exons. The record is from RefSeq and is a predicted model, not a curated record. Gene Ontology annotation, molecular function: small GTPase binding; actin binding. Bases 268 to 3567 code for a protein of 1099 amino acids. NCBI's taxonomy places the organism in Eukaryota, Metazoa, Arthropoda, Insecta, Coleoptera, Tenebrionidae. Gene Ontology annotation, cellular component: actin filament. Gene Ontology annotation, biological process: actin filament polymerization; actin cytoskeleton organization.
GUAGAUUUACCAGUUUAAACUUUAGUUAGUGUUAGAGCGAAGAGAGCGCCAUGACAGGUUAACGAAGAAUCAACGGUCAAAUUUUUAAACCAGUAAGUGUAAAUGCGAAAAUGUUGCAUGACUAGUGACUAAAACAAUAAUCAAACAACGAAGCCCGAUCUAAUGAACGUUAAAAAGUGCUAAUUUGAAUCGAGUGGAAAAAGUGAGGUUAUGUCAACACUUCCGUGUUUAUGUUUAUUUGCGAAGUGCGGCGAAUGAGAAUCGACGAUGUCCCGACAGGAGAAGGCCAAAUCCGGGAGCUUUUUGGAGUCAUGGUUCAAGGGCGGAGGCGCGAAGAAAGCGCCGGGGUCGCGGCCUACGUCGCAGUCGUCGAUGCUGAGGCCGACUUCGGAAAGCGAUUUUCCAGAGGCAGAUGAUAACGCCAUUCGGGCUUUCGAAGAUCAGGUCAACAAGAUGACCGAGAAGGAAGUCAACGUCAAGUUCGAUGAGCUCCUGAGCGAUAUGAACUUGAACAACGACAAAAAAAUGCCUCUGACUAAAAUGUCCCUAGAGCAGAAGAGGAACAUGCUAAUCUUAAAAUGCAAAGGCUCCAACCAAGACGUAGGCCACAAAUUCGAUAAACCCCAAGACUACAUUUCGUAUUUAGAGCAAUAUUCAAAACCCGACAUGCUUAACUUAGGCAAAAUACUUACCUGCGUAGAGUCUUUAAGAAUAGCUUUAACCAACAACCCUCUAAGCUGGGUCAGAGAAUUCGGAUCGCACGGAAUGAGGUCAAUUUUCAAAAUCCUGGACCUGAGCUUGAAAGAAAAAGACACGAAAAUCCAGAACGAAUGUCUCCGCUGCGUGGAAAAAUUCAUGAACAACACCGACGGCCUGAAGAAUUUUUUGAAGUACGAGAAAGGCCACGAAGUCGUCGCCGACUGCCUGGACCACAGGAAACCGCAAGUGAUGAUUCAAGCCCUGAAAAUCUUAGCCGCUUUGUGCUUUCUGGAAGACAAGACUUCCGGGACUUUCGGCGUUGAUAAGAUGUUAGCUGCCAUUACGAAAGUCUCCGAUUCCAGGAACAUGCCGAGGUUUUUGCCAAUCGUCAACGCCAUCACCAAAUCUGGGAAUAACGCAGACUUACAGAGUAUGUGUUUUCAAUUUAUUAACGCACUUUUGUCCCAAACCGAUGAUUUUGAGUUUCGGAUGCAUCUACGCAACGAGAUCGUCCGGAAUGGACUAUACGAUUCUUUAGUUGAGUUAAAAAAUGAAACUAACCCUGUGAUUAAAAACCAGUAUGAGAUUUUCGAAACUCAUAAAGACAACGAUUUGGAUGAAUUACACGAACGUUUUGACAAAGUGAGGUUAGAUAUGGACGAUAUCCAAGACUGCUUCGAAGUAUUAAAAAAUACAACACUAGAGACUGCCGCAGAGCCUUAUUUUUUAAGUAUAUUGCAGCAUUUAUUGUUUAUUAGGGACGACAUUAAUAUAAGACCAGCCUACUUCAAAAUUAUAGAAGAAUGUGUAUCGCAGAUAGUUUUACAUAAGUCUGGAUUGGAUCCAGAUUUCUCUAGGAAGCAUUUCGAUUUAGAUUUACAACCGCUAUUAGAUGAAUUAAAAGAUAAACCCCAAGAGAUCGAGAACAGCAAAAUCGAAGACCUCAAAAAGCAACUCGAAGAAGCGCUGGGAGCGAAAGCCGAAGCCGAAGCUAAACUCGAAUUGAUAAUGCGCAACCCGGAGAAGGCCGGCGGAAAAUUAGAUCCAUCGAUGGUAAGCCACGUCGCGAACGCCCUCAACACGCCACCCCCGCCUCCGAUGCCGGGAGCGGGAGGAGGACCGCCGCCUCCACCAAUGCCCGGUUCCGGCGGACCGCCGCCUCCUCCAAUGCCUGGAAUGGGCGGACCACCACCGCCACCAAUGCCUGGAAUGGGCGGACCACCACCGCCACCAAUGCCAGGAAUGGGAGGCCCGCCACCGCCACCGAUGCCAGGAAUGGGAGGACCACCGCCUCCUCCGGGACCGCCUCCCCCGCCAGGCAUGGGACCGCCGCCGCCACCGUUCGGCGCCCCCAGAGGAGGAGUGGCGCUGCCGGGAAUGACAGACGUGUUGCCGCACGGCCUCAAACCCAAAAAGAAGUGGGACAUAACCGGACCGUUGAAGAAGGCGAAUUGGAAAACGAUUACGCCUCACAAGAUGUCCGAAAAGGCCUUCUGGGUUCAAGUCCAAGAAGAGCAACUCGCCUCCGCCGAGAUCCUAGACGGGCUUGCGAAAAAAUUCUCUUCGAAACCGGCGAAAAAGCUCGAAGACUUGUCAGAGAACGGCACCGCGCACACCGGCACGUUGAAAAAGGUCAAAGAGUUGAAGGUUCUGGACGGAAAAGCGGCGCAAAACAUCAGUAUAUUGUUAGGGGGUUCCCUCAAGCACAUGUCUUACGAUACCAUCACCAAGUGUCUACUGCAAUGCGAUGAUCAAGUCCUGACGGAAAACGUGACCGAGCAAUUAAUCCAGUACUUGCCGCCGGCCGACCAACUGUCAAAGUUGCAACAAUUCAAGGACAAGUACAAGGAGCUGACCGAAGCCGAGCAGUUCUGCGUGAAGAUCUCCGAAGUGAAGCGAUUGUUGCCGAGGUUGAAAUCGCUCAGCUUCAAACACCACUACACUGAGAUGGUCAACGACACCAAACCGGAUAUCGUGGCGGCGACGGCGGCGUGUGAGGAGGUCAAGAAGAGUAAGAAGUUCGCGCGCAUGCUGGAACUCAUACUCUUGUUGGGUAAUUACAUGAAUUCGGGGAGUCGGAAUGCGCAAGCGUACGGGUUUGAGAUGAGUUUUCUAACGAAGUUGACUGGUACCAAGGACGUAAAUAAUAAACAAACGCUGCUUCACUACAUCGUCGAAACUGCUGAAACUAAGUUCCCCGAUUUGUUGAACUUUUUCGAUGAGAUGCCCCACAUUGAUAGAGCCAGUCGGGUUUCGCUAGACACCAUACAGAAAACUCUAAAACAGAUGGAUAGUAACAUUAGGAACUUACAAACGGAUAUUAAUAACAACAGGGUGCCUCAGGGCGAAGAUGAUAAAUUUUUGGAAGUUAUGGAGAAAUUCGCACAAGAUGCUCGAGAGCAGUGUGAUGUCUUACAGAACAUGUUUAAGAAAAUGGACAGUUUGUAUACCGAUCUUUCCGAGUACUACGUAUUUGACAAACAAAAAUAUACUCUGGAGGAGUUCUUCAGCGACCUGAAGACUUUCAAGGACAGUUUUAUUGAAGCUAAAAAAGACAACGAUAAAGAGAGAGAGCUGGAGGAAAAGAAAGAGAAGGCGAAACUAGCGAAAGAACAGGCGGAUCGAGAGAGGAAAGAGCGAGAAGCGAGAAAGAAAGCGCUGAUCGAUAUGAAUCCGUCGGAAACACAGGAAGGCGUCAUGGAUAGUUUGUUGGAGGCGUUAUCUACAGGAAGUGCCUUCAGUAGGGAGCAAAAGCGGAAACGAGGUUGUCGGCCUGCAGGUGCGGAGCGACGAGCGCAGUUGGUUAGGUCUCGGUCAAGGUCAGGGCUAAUAACGGGGAGAGAGCUAAUGAGUGAAAUUGCAGCGUGAACAGGACGCUCUGCAAGGAAUAACAACGAACUUGGUUAUUUUAAGCUCAAUUAACGUUAAUUUUAUUGUGUUAUUUAUUAAUCAGUUUAUCAAACGUCUUCCUUUGUACAUACAUGUUUGUAUAUUUGAAUCUCUUUCUUAUUUCCUUUUUUUGAUGCAGAGUAUGAGGCGUGGAAUUUUCCGUGGAGAAAGUAUAGAUAGCUUGAUGUAUCAUAAGAUUUUUUAUAAAAAGAGUGUGAAUAAGUAAAAAAUUAUAUUUUAAUACUUUAAUAAAUUAUUUUCAACGAUUGUUAAAA